UUGUAUUAUAAGUAUAACGGUAUAUAGAACUCGAGCAACGCGAGCAACCACUGGCAAAUGAACUCUUAACCUCAAAUAACUCAUUCGAUAAAUCGUUCGGCAACAAUGGAAAUAUGAAGAAUAGUCGUGAUAAACUUAUGUGGUAGAAGGAAUCCCCUGGUAUAUGGAUUAUCGGACGUAACUAACGGCGUACUCAAAGUUGAUAAGGAAAGAUGGGCCACGGAUCAAGUCGUUCAGCUUCCUCAGCGAAUAUUCUCUCAGCUGAGGAGCUGACCCUCGUGGAGAACCUAUUCAAGUCAAUGUCUCGUAGCUCAGGUUCAAUAAAACGUGAGGAUAUAUUCAAGCACUGGUCAACACACCUCGACGAAGGACUUCUUCAAUUUGUUGUGCGUUUUCUCUGCUACGAGCCUGGAAAAAAAGUUUCUGCGAUAAACGGUGAAAAUUUUGGCAAACUUUACGUUUACGCGGUGAGAGGAAGCCCCGAAGAGCGCACAAAUUUAGUAUUCCACGGAUACUGCGAUGAGGAACAAAAACUUGAGAUGCCAACAGCGACAUUUUUGGAGUACCUUCAAGCAACGAUCAACUCGUAUCUAAGAUUGCAAAAGAAUUGUGGCAAUGGUCAUUACAACAGCUGGAGCAGUAUCGGUUGUACGGUAAAUACUCGAAGAAUACAAAUGCGAUCAAAAUCCCUCUGCGAGGAGUUAAUAAAAUACGGUGAUGUAUUAACUUACGAGCAAAUUGAAAAUUGGUACAAUCAGUCAGCGGCUUUUAAAGCCAUUCAAUCACACGUAUUUCAGUGCCUCUUUUUAAUAUCACAGAAAAAAGGUGACAAAAAUACAAGUGCACGCAUCAACGACCUAAAUCUUCUGCCAGUUUGCAAGGGUCUGGAAAAUAUACCCCAUUUUCCGAGUAUCCUUGGCCUUGGUGAUGUACUUUUCUUAAAUCUCAGUCUACCUCAUGAAUUAAGGAAUGAAUGGCGUUUUUUGUUUUCUAGUCAAGUUCACGGUGAAUCCUUUUCAACGAUGUUAGGACGUAUACAAAUGCAAGGAGCUACAAUAAUUAUAAUACAAGACACCGAUGACCAUGUUUUUGGUGCAUUCGCCAUUGACAGUUGGUCACUUAGUCCAAAUUUCGUGGGUAAUCAGUCGUGUUUUCUAUUCAAAUUAGAUCCACAAAUUCUCACAUUUCCAUCAAGUGGCUAUAACAAUCAUUAUCAGUAUUUGAAUCAACAUCAGCAGACGAUGCCAAAUGGUCUCUUGAUUGGAGGACAACUCAAUUAUCCUGGUUUGUGGUUAGAUUGUGACUAUGGAACGGGAAAAUCUAGUCCAUCUUGCACGACUUUUCUCAAUUACGUUCAAUUGAGUGGCAAGGAGAAUUUUACGAUUAAACACCUGGAGGUGUGGGGCGUGGGGUCUUUGCCAGAGAUUGAGGAGGGCACUAGAGACGCCAAAUCAGUCCUCGAUCAGGAUGUCACGUCUCGAGUGAUGCUGGAACUUGCAGGUCGAAAAAUGCACAGUGAUGGUCUCAGAGAGCCAAAAGAAGAAAACUAUAAAUAGAAUACGCCGCUCAUAUCAGCACAUCGAAAACUAAAAUUGAUAAAUCAUUAACUUUCUUCCUUCUUUCCGAACCCUUAUUCUUUUACGAAAAUUAAUCAAUCAAUGAACUCUACAACGGCCUGAUUUUCUAAACUCUUAUUAUCAAUAUCAUCUUCACCAUCUCUUUGUGAAUUUUGCACCGAUCAUGGACUUUGAUGUAAAGAAUAAUAAUAAUAAAGGUUAUAGAUGGAAAAGACAAAGGAACUCUUGUGAUGAAAAUAGUUCAGUAAUGGAGUAUUAAUAGGAGAUGAGCUUGAAACGAAUUCAGUGAUUGCCUGGCGAAUAUGUUGAGAAGGCGAACGUUUAGAGAAAUUUCAUGGAAAUAUUUUUUUUUAAAAGGAUCUGAUAUUUUCUCUAAAAGUUAGUCAUCCUUGAGAUAUUUGAUAUAUAGAUAUAUAUAUCUUCUUUCAGUUGAUUAUCCAGCUAUUUUGGUAAUUUUCAAUUUAGAGGAAGAAAAAAUUUUGAGAGUCAAGGUAGUUUUUUCACAAGGAAUUUCUUGAAUUAUGCAAAUGGGAUUUUUUGUCACUAGGCCGCAAGAAAUUUUUCUAGUGACUAUGGGCUAGGUAGGAUCUUUUUAUGCAACUGAAUGAUGAACACUGUCUUUUUAUGAUCUUUUCAUAGUUUCCAUUAAAUCUACCAGUUUCGGAGAUAUUUGUAAAAUCAUCUGUAGAAAAUGUUUCGACUUAUCCCCUUUAACUAGAGAAUACAUUCCUAUAAGCCCGAAGAGGACUGAAAGAACUCAUCGCUUGUUUCUUUAUUAAUGUUUGUUUUCAUUCAACUGGUUGAAAAAAUGAAAUUUAAAGCUGUUUGAAGAUGUAAAAAUAAAUGAAUGAAUAUG
Molecule: messenger RNA, 2433 nt
Organism: Diachasma alloeum
Lineage: Eukaryota; Metazoa; Arthropoda; Insecta; Hymenoptera; Braconidae
Product: MTOR-associated protein MEAK7
Exons: 3
Coding region: 213-1556 (447 amino acids)
Source: RefSeq, a predicted model, not a curated record